This is a messenger RNA of Jaculus jaculus (lesser Egyptian jerboa), 270 nucleotides long. Its product is annotated as TP53-regulated inhibitor of apoptosis 1-like. The coding region runs from base 1 to 270 and encodes 89 amino acids. The record is from RefSeq and is a predicted model, not a curated record. The transcript has a single exon. Lineage: Eukaryota; Metazoa; Chordata; Mammalia; Rodentia; Dipodidae.
AUGACAUCAGAGUGCGCCGCCUCCACCUUCGCCCUCGCCAAGAACAGCGUUGGGGAGGCUUGCACAGACAUGAAGCGGGAGUAUGACCAAUGUUUCAAUCUCUGGUUUGCCGAGAAGUUCCUAAAAGGGGACGGCUCUGGGGACCCAUGCACCGACCUCUUCAAGCGCUACCAACAGUGUGUUCAGAAAGCAAUAAAGGAGAACGAGAUUCCUAUUGAAGGACUGGAGUUCAGGGGCCGUGGCAAAGAUAAGCCUGAAAACUCUUCUUGA